CGCAAAACCGCUCACAAGUCGUAUGUUUGUGGUUUGUGGUCUGUAAUAGACAGGCCAUGCAAAAUGACGUAAAACAGCUCCCCGAUCACGUCAACCCUAUACUCUUCCGUCACGGCUUCAAGCGGCGAUGUUCAUGUUUGACGGUUCUUCAGUUGGACUGGUAAUUCGGUCGUUCUCCUGGUACUUAGCACCCUCCACUACUAUCAAAUACUGUCUUAACUCCCACGUGGGCCUCUUACUGGUUGGGCUCGCCCAGGAACUGCUUCACGUAUUCCUGUCGGUGCUCGUUCUUGUCGACAUCGGGGCCUCGGUUCAGAGGCGUCCACUUCGGGUCCUCCUUGAACAGUCUCAUGGCAUGAACAUACUUAGUGAAGCGGUGGUAAAUGCCAGGAGGUAGGAUAAGAAGGUCAUCCUUCUCGAGCAACACGCGCACCCAGUCGUCAUCCUUGCUUCGGACGUCAAAGUAUCCACGACCACCACGGAUGUAUCGAAUCUCCUCGUCCUCGUGCAGGUGCUCGGCGAAGAAGGACUUGACCUUGGUUUCGUAGAUGUCGCCCAUGGCUUGGGGAGAGACAGUGAUUUCAUCGCGGUUCUUGUAGCCACGCUCCUUGGCAAGGUUGUCGACGGACUCGAGCUCAGGGAGAUGGUAGUAGUAGACGCCGAUGUUCAUGAGGUCGUCAACACUGACGGGCAUGCCCGAGUUAUGAGGGAGGCGCUGGUCGCCCUGUAAUUUUUUGUUAGUUGGACCUUUCUGCAAAGAGAGGUUAUACGCACGGGAAGGCCAUCAUAGAAGUAAGCUCGCAUGGUUGUUGAGUUGUUCGACGAAUAUAGAGGUUCUUCGGUAAAGACAAAAGUAUAGUAAAAUGGUAUUGCAAGGCCAAAGGUGUCAGCGGGUGGAAGCUCUUUUUGAAGCUUUGAGAUUGCCGGGGUCCCAAGCUGUUUAUGUACCUAUAUUUUACAAUGUCCCAAAGGUUCCAUGGCGGCGGGGUCUACCAUGGAAUGUCCGGCGAAGGCUAGCGACGUCAGCGCAUCAGCGCUACACCAAAACGCAAAAGGUAAAGGUCCCCUGCAGCGUUGACAUCACAAGCACACACGCCUUCAAAGGCCAGGCCCUCAAUGGACCAGCUCGUAUACAAUCCAGAGGCUAUGUUGGACUUGGGUCUUACUUGGUGCCCACUCGAACUACAGUGGGCGAACGGUACUAGCGCUUUCUUGCACUGAUACAAAUUUACUCUCAUAUCAUGAGACAGCAUCAUGAUGCCUACCUACUCAUGUAAACCACAGAUGACCGACCACCAGUUUUACCAGACGCUCAAAGGCUAUUGUUCAUUCCAAUCUGACAACGCCGUAGUAAAUCAACGCUAUCGGCAAUACAUCUGUCCGGUGCCAUGCUUCCAAAACAUACCAAUCCUGAACGCCAAUCCAUAGCAAAUAUUGAGCAUAAUUGGCUCUAUUGUUUCUUGCUGAGACUAAUCUCUUCUCUUCCCUUGACCCUUUAAAGCUCUCGGGGCGCAGCUUCUCGAGCCCCAGCAACCAUGAUGUCGUUUGUACUAUCAUCCGCAUCAACUCGAGGUCGGGCCUCAAACAGACGCCUCCACCAGUUAGGAGGGUCAAGGGGGCGCGAGCCGUUGUGCAGGGGCGGGUAAACGUCAGAAAAGAAAUACCAAACAUGUCCAAUAACGACACCCAUGAUCUCAUCCUUAGGAAUAGUGCCGUGCAGUACAAGGCUGAAACCCAUCAAAACCCAGGGCAAAUAAGGCGCGGUGAACACAAGUAAGCCGAGGAAGCUCAGUCUAGUCUCUGGGUUACGUCGGGACCAUAUGUAGACCAGCGUUGAGGAGAGCGGAUGGCCGAGGAAUGGCAUGGAAACAAGGGGCGAGAGAGCGAUCAAGGAGGCCAUUGAAUAAAGUAGGAGCCACGAGAAAUGAGCAGGCGAUCGACCGGAUGACUCUUCUAGAAGGCGCGCAUAACGUUGAAGGAAGUAGACGUGGAACAGUAGAUCGAGCGAGAAGGGGCCAAAGUAGAGAAACGUCGUCAAGAGUCGCCAGUACUGUAGGAGAUGCAAUGUCAGCAUAAGCGUUCGCAUCUCAAAUGUCUGUCAUACAAACGAAUUGCUAGGAAGAAUACGAACCUGUGAUUUCACG
Fusarium verticillioides 7600 is the source of this 2144-nucleotide messenger RNA. RefSeq lists its product as hypothetical. NCBI's taxonomy places the organism in Eukaryota, Fungi, Ascomycota, Sordariomycetes, Hypocreales, Nectriaceae. Bases 864 to 1205 code for a protein of 113 amino acids. The transcript has 2 exons. The record is from RefSeq and is a predicted model, not a curated record.